Galendromus occidentalis (western predatory mite) is the source of this 1211-nucleotide messenger RNA. It is a transcript of the gene SiaT, whose product is annotated as beta-galactoside-a-2,6-sialyltransferase. Gene Ontology annotation, molecular function: beta-galactoside alpha-2,6-sialyltransferase activity. The coding region runs from base 1 to 1134 and encodes 377 amino acids. Gene Ontology annotation, cellular component: Golgi apparatus. The record is from RefSeq and is a predicted model, not a curated record. Lineage: Eukaryota; Metazoa; Arthropoda; Arachnida; Mesostigmata; Phytoseiidae. Gene Ontology annotation, biological process: sialylation. The transcript has 5 exons.
AUGGGGAAGUUCGCGUUCGCAACGAUAAUCUACAGUUUCAUUGUGCUGACGCUGGGCGCCUUGGUGCUCUACAGUACUUUGCUUUGGCGCGAGUUCCUCUCGCAUGGUUCAGAGGCAGUGGUGAAUGUGAAUCGUCCACCACGGCCUGUGUUCUCCUGGCCUCAUCCCGAGCGGAAAGCGAUUCAUCCAGUUCAGGAUAGAUUACAGGUUUAUCGGCAGCAGCUGAUAGUGCAGCUGCGACGAGUUCAGCUCGAUAAGAGAGCCGAAAAUGAAGCGACCAAGGGGAACAUAUACCAGAUCCCUCGAAGGUUGAAUCGCCGACGGCCGAAGUUUCUUCCCGGACCCAAAGGGAUAUGCGAAAUGUCGGAAGUUGAGCUUUUCCGGAGAGGGGACGAACCGUUCCGGUCCCAAGGAUCAGACCUCUACUUCCCUCAAGGCAGCCUGACGUCAUAUAACUCGUGCGCAAUCGUCAGCAGUGCGGGCUCGAUGUUGAAAUCGAGACUCGGAUCAGAAAUCGAUUCGCACGAUGCGGUUCUGCGCUUCAACAAUGCUCCGGCCGGCGGUGUAUACGCGCAAGACGUGGGAUCGAAGACGACUCAUCGCAUAUUGAACUCACAAGUUGUCUCGAAGCCCGAAUUCGAUUUUUUCGAAUCCCCACUGUAUAGGAACCUGACGCUUCUCGUGUGGGACGCCAGCAAAUAUCGGCAGGACUUGAGAGAAUGGGUCGAGAAGCCUGAGCAUGACCUUUUCACGUCUUAUUUCUUCCGACGGCAAAUCAUUCCGGAGGAGAAUUUCCUCAUCAUAAAUCCCCGUUCUCUGUGGGAACUGUGGGAUUUUCUUGAUAUAAACUCGAACCUCCCUGUGAUCAAGAACCCGCCUUCGAGCGGACUCAUCGGCUUGGCAUUCAUGCUGCGCCAGUGUAAUUACGUGGAUUUCUACGAAUACAUUCCAUCAAUGCGUCUCACACGGCGGUGCCACUUCUAUUCCGAACACGAAGACAUGGGUUGCACCAUGGGUGUUUGGCAUCCUCUAGCUGCAGAGAAAUUACUCGUGCUGAACAUGACGACAAGUUCCAACGAGGACAUAUUCUCGAUCGGCAAAGUUUCUUUCAGCAGAAAAGAAUCAUGUUCAUGAUUUCUCGAUUCGAGGAAUCGAAGAUUUCUUGUAAAUGCGUAAAAUGUCUUCUUGCCAAUCCGAUGCCGAAUUCCGCG